Molecule: messenger RNA, 1444 nt
Organism: Cyprinodon variegatus (sheepshead minnow)
Lineage: Eukaryota; Metazoa; Chordata; Actinopteri; Cyprinodontiformes; Cyprinodontidae
Product: DELTA-sagatoxin-Srs1a-like
Exons: 3
Coding region: 171-665 (164 amino acids)
Biological process (GO): monoatomic cation transport; cytolysis in another organism; pore complex assembly
Cellular component (GO): pore complex
Molecular function (GO): channel activity
Source: RefSeq, a predicted model, not a curated record
GCAUUUCUGACCGUUUUCUCCAAUGUUCUCUGGCUUUGAGACAAUGUUUCUUUAAGGCUCAGAUUUCCUCAGGAAACACGCACAUCAGACAAACAUUCUGCGGGCAGACCUUCAUUACUGAUAUCUGCAGUCAGCUUGUGUUCCACAGAAGCUCUGAAGCAGUUCUGAAAAUGUCUCUUUCAACUCACCGUCAGUGCACAGUGGAGAUUCAGAACAAGACAUCCAGCGUCAUCCUGUCUGAGCCGCUCAUCCAUCUCUUUAGUGGAAACUGUGAGUCUCCUCUCCCUCCAACUCUUCGUCCCUCUGAAUCCGGCACCGCACUCUUCAUCAAAAAACCCCACGCGGCCUGUGGUUCCGUAGCUGUCUUCACAUACGACAUCAUUCAGGCGUCCACCAAGCAUAACCAAGGCCGGCUGGCUGUCAUGUUCUCCAAUCCGUACGACUUCAACAUGUACUCCAACUGGUAUGCCAUUGGAGCAUUCAGCAAGGACAAGCGUUGCGACGAGGAGCUGUACAAGGAAAUGUACUAUGGGCAACAGCUCGGCUUUGUCCGCGGUAAAGCCAAGGGCCCCAGCCUGACCCACAAAGUGGGCCGUUUGACCAUCAGGGCCAGCAUGUCUGACAGCUAUCAGCCUGUCCUGAAGGUGGAACUUUGCAACAACUAAGACUGGCUGCUUCUGUUUUAUGCAGUUUUUGAUCUAACUCAAAUAUUUUUUUUGCAAAAGCUUGUCCUUUUAUAGCAUAACCAUCAUCUUUGUCUUCAUUAAUACCAGUUAUUUCUUUCCCAGUUUAAAUACUAUAAACCAUCUAUCCAGCAUUUGCUUUUCUAUCUGUUCUCACCACAGCUUCACAGCUUCCCCAGUGAACAUUUAGAAAGUGAUCAUGUUCUAAAUAAUCAGUCAUCUUUCCAAUCUGGAAUUUUUUCCUAAAUUGGAGAAAAAACACUCUUCAAUGUUCGUUAAAACGGCCAACUGAUUCAGAGUUUUCCUCUGAACCCCAACAGCUAAAUGAAAUCCUGAUGCUAAUCAGACCACAUGAAACAUGGGACCUGGUUAAAGUGUAUCAGCACACGCGUGGAUGAAGUAGGAUUACAACUGACAGAGUUGAUGAAACUGAGUUUAAAAAGUGUUCAGUGUUGCAAUGUACGAAAUUGGACUGGAUGUAACUGGGCUACAAUGUGUGUCUCUGUCACUACCAUAGCACACAUUUAAUUGAACCAAAAUGAACACCUUAUAUCAGGAUCAAAUGAGUUGAGCUGUUCUGAAUCAGUUCAUUGUUGUCUGAUCAAAACGUUUCAGAAACAUCCCCAUCCUUUCUGUCUGCACUCUCUCAUUUUGUCCAAUGUCUGAGUAUCAGAUCAGCACACAGAUACCAUGAGGAGAUCUGAUGGCCCUGAUGCCUUACAGCUGCUGUUACAAUCUGAACGUUCUGACCCAAUAAAAGC